This is a messenger RNA of Penicillium paradoxum, 1206 nucleotides long. Its product is annotated as putative C2H2 finger domain protein. Gene Ontology annotation, biological process: regulation of transcription by RNA polymerase II. The transcript has 2 exons. NCBI's taxonomy places the organism in Eukaryota, Fungi, Ascomycota, Eurotiomycetes, Eurotiales, Aspergillaceae. Gene Ontology annotation, molecular function: DNA-binding transcription factor activity, RNA polymerase II-specific; RNA polymerase II transcription regulatory region sequence-specific DNA binding. Gene Ontology annotation, cellular component: nucleus. The coding region runs from base 1 to 1206 and encodes 401 amino acids. The record is from RefSeq and is a predicted model, not a curated record.
AUGGGGACGGUGUUGGACGCGCUGUCAGCCCCGCCGUUGAACGUCCGUCGCCCAGCGGCUCCGACAUUACCCAGCUUUGAGCUUCCACCGCCACCUUUCACGCUCGGCCCGAGUGCGCCAGCUCCAAACAAGUUUGUCGGACAGCCUGCUCCUCCCCCAAUCUCGCAUCCACCUGUCAACGUGAGCGUGGGGAACCUGUUGACGCCACCCGCCACGAUUCAACCGGGGGAGCACGCCACACCCCAGCCAUUGGCGCCGUCAACAGGCGCAUCGGAUCUGCCGCCGACAUUUUGGCCCGGGGCCAAUCCGUACGGACAGUCUUGGGGUUCGGGAGUCAAUCAAUACUCAGCUCGAAGUUCAUUCUCACCUUCCUCCGGUAUGCAGGUACGCUCCACGGUAACGUCGCCGCCGACAACGGAUGGGUUGCCGCAUCCAUUUGAAGCUCCGACACUAUCUUACCAAGCUUUACCCGCCCCGUCAACCCUGCCCCCCUCCGCCUCACAACCUGCCAUGACCAUGUACCAUGGGGGACCCGCUACUUCUCCCGCCCCACUUCCAUCCAACGAUCCCUAUGCAUCUAAACAGCAUAUGUACGCCGCAUCCCCUUCCAUGCAGAGCCCCCACCAAGCUGGAUUCUCUCCUAUGUAUGGCCCCGCUGGCCUUGGCAUUCACCCUCCAUCACGAAUGCCUGUGCAUAGCCCAUCAGCUGGACAGCCGCCGUUAGGAUAUCCCCGUCAGCCAUGGCCAUCCUAUUCUCUCCCCGCAAUGAAUGGUCCCGUCAUGAGCAACGUGCACAGCCCCGGGGGUCCCAUGUCGAUGAUGGGAAGCAUGCAACCCGGUCUCCUACCCGGCUUCAACAGUGGGCAUAUCGCCAGCUCCCAACAUUUAUAUGGAGGCCAUCCCCCACCACACGGCAUGUCCGCCCCCGCCGCCGAUCGUCCCUUCAAAUGCGACCAGUGUCCCCAGAGUUUCAACCGGAAUCACGAUCUCAAGCGCCACAAGCGCAUUCACCUGGCCGUGAAGCCUUUCCCCUGCGCACACUGUGACAAGAGCUUUUCGCGCAAGGAUGCUCUCAAGCGACAUAUCCUCGUGAAAGGCUGCGGAAAGGAUGGCGACUCAGACGCACACAGCACUCAAAUGGGAACCGAUAUCAAAGGCGAAGGGCGGAGUGAAGACGGCAGCCCCGUCCUCAACGGACGAGUUUGA